Molecule: messenger RNA, 5563 nt
Organism: Ictalurus furcatus (blue catfish)
Lineage: Eukaryota; Metazoa; Chordata; Actinopteri; Siluriformes; Ictaluridae
Gene: dsela
Product: dermatan sulfate epimerase like a
Exons: 1
Coding region: 1048-4683 (1211 amino acids)
Molecular function (GO): chondroitin-glucuronate 5-epimerase activity
Source: RefSeq, a predicted model, not a curated record
UUUUGCAUUUCCGGUAUCCACGCGCCACCUAUCGACAGGAAAUAAGCUGCACAGUUUUGAGGAAGAAUCAACAUCGUUCGAAGGAAUUUGUCGUUAAAAUAGCGAGUAACUAAACAACAAAUGAUUUAUUGUUUUUCCCCACGAAAAGCUGUUUUAAGGAAUCUCGCUUUUAAUAACGUAUGCAUUAGUCUACACUUACGCCGUACGUAACUUCCGGGUAUCACUCGCCACCAUUCUUUUUUCCGCUCUUAAGACGCAUGUUUUAGGAUUUUGCCCUUGUCUUUGGAUGUCUGAGGUAGCUAAUCAUCUUGAGUGCAAAUACACCUCAGGAAAUCGAGGUAAAGCGAUUUGUCUCAGCUCAUUUCUUUUUUACGCCGAAUUAAAGGGACUUGUUGCCGCGCAUGCGCAGAACGACAUCAGAUGUGCUCAGAGAGAGCUGUGCACGCAAAACAGUAACGUGAUAUCUCUCAGAAGGAACUUUACCGGCGCAUAUUUACCUCCUGUACAGGAAAUAACACGGUUUUUACAGACUCCAUGGAGGCGACGUGUGGAAGAGAUUCCCAAAUGGAAGUGAAGGACUUUGUGUUGUCAGUCGGAAAGGAUUGAAAAAGAGAGAUAAGAAACAACAUGGGCAUGUUUAGUCAUGGAUGAUGCAUGUAUUGCAGAAGCUGUGUCUCCUCAGUUCAGGACUGUAAGUGUGUCAUGUUUGCGUGAUCUAGAAUGAAGGACAUCUCUGUAAACCUGGUGGUUUGGUGGUGGUUUACCUAGACCUGUCAUUUUUAAUUUUUUUUAAAAAAAAAUUUUAACCACAAAAACUUUUUUUUUUCCGCCUCACCUUAUGAUUUUAGAACAACUGAUUUUUAUCAGGAACUUGGCAAGAACCCAAACACUCUGUGAAAUUCCACCUUCCUGAAAUCUCUUGAGAUUGUCUUAGACGUAAGUAGAAAUUACAAGAACGUUUUUUUUUCUUCUUCUUCUUCUUAAGGAGGAGCAAUAAAAAAAAAAAAGAAAAAAGAAAAAAAAAGCCCCACAUCUGUCUUUUAGAUCAUGGCCGUAUGCGUAGUGAAGUCUGCGCUUCUGCUGUGUCUUGUGAAUUUGGGAUUUUCCUUCUCUGGGAUAUUUGACCCUUCAGGUAAAUACGGGACAGUCAGCGAGCAUGACGAGCGAGCCGAUUUCCAUACGGGUGCCAACACUACUACGGAGCGAGGUUUUCACAUGCCAUCGAACGUCCACCCUAACCUAUAUUUCGACCUGACGGAAGUCCGCCGGCUGAAAAAGAAAGCUGCCGGGACACACGCACAUGUGUUUAAAGUUAUACGGAAUGCAGUGACGACCAUGCUCGACGUCCCGACACUCUACCUGCCGCCCAUGGACCAUGAGGAAUUUGCAAAGAAAUGGAACGAGAUUUACGGCAACAACCUUCCAGCACUCGCGCUGUACUGUCUGCUCCAGCCUGAAGACAGCGCCGCGUUCCAGUUUUUAAUGAAAUACAUGGAUCGUAUGGCGGAAUAUCCCGACUGGAUGGUGACCAGCGCCCCGAACGACGAGGUUCCGAUAUCCCAUUCCCUCACUGGCUUCGCUACAGCUUACGACUUCAUUUAUACCUAUCUGGACACCCAGCGAAAAGUUCGGUACCUGAAGAAGAUCCGUGCCGUCACGGCGGAACUUUAUGAACUGUCAAAGCAUAGAGGUUGGGGUCGGCAGUUUCUGCAAAACCACCAGACUACGAACAUACUAGCCAUCCUUACGGGAGCUAUCGUAACCGGUGUACACAAAGACCGCGAGACCAUGAUGUGGAAGCAGGUCGCCGUGAACUACAUGGAAAAGACCAUGUUCCUCUUGAACCAUAUCGUAGACGGUUCGCUAGAUGAAGGCGUGGCGUACGGCAGCUACACGGCCAAAUCCAUCACUCAGUACGUUUUCUUAGCGUCGCGUCAUUUUGAAAUCGACAACAAGAACAACAACUGGCUGAGAGCUCACUUCAUGUUCUACUACGCCACCGUGCUGCCUGGUUUUCAAAGAACCGUGGGCAUCGCUGACUCCAAUUACAACUGGUUCUACGGGCCGGAGAGUCAGCUGGUGUUCCUGGACGCGUUUGUGCUCAGGAACGGCUCGGGAAACUGGCUGGCGCAGCAGAUCAGAAAGUGCCGGCCCAAAGACGGUCCCAUGACGCCGUCCGUGGCGCAGCGCUGGGCUACCUUACACACCGAGUUCAUCUGGUACGACGCCGAGCUCACGCCUCAGCCACCGCCCGAUUUUGGGAAAGCAGACAUGCAUGUUUUUUCAAACUGGGGGGUUGUGACGUACGGCGCAGGGUUGCCUUUGGGGCAGGACAACACUUUUGUAUCCUUUAAAUCCGGGAAGUUAGGCGGACGAGCGGUGUACGACAUCGUUCAUGCUAAGCCUUACUCCUGGGUCGACGGCUGGACUAACUUCAACCCGGGUCACGAACACCCGGACCAGAACUCGUUCACUUUUGCUCCAAACGGACAAGUCUUUGUCUCUGAAGCUUUGUAUGGACCAAAAUACAGCUAUCUUAACAACGUCCUCGUAUUUGCACCUUCCCCUACUAGCCAGUGCAAUGCACCAUGGGAGGGGCAGCUAGGGGAAUGUUCCAAAUGGUUAAAAUGGGGAGAAAAGGAAGUAGGAGAUAGCGCUGGUGAGGUCAUCGCGGCGUCUUCACACCAGGACACUAUGUUCAUUAGCGGUGAAGCCGCGUCAGCGUAUUCGUCCGCGAUGAAACUCGAGAGCGUUUAUCGAGCCCUGGUUCUGCUCAACUCCCAAACCUUAUUAGUGUUAGAUCACGUCGAAAAGCACGAGAAGUCUCCCGUAACCUCGUUUAGUGCCUUUUUCCACAAUCUCGACAUCGACCUGAGAUACGUGCCCCACAGGUCUUUGAAUAAGUACAGCGGCGCUCUGAUGGAUGUAUGGGACGCCCAUUACGAGAUGUUUUGGUUCGACAAUCAGGGAGUCAGUCCUGUAGGCAGGAUACAAGAAGUAGAACAGGUCGCAGAGUUCAAAAAGAGGUGGACGCAGUUCAUAAACGUUACUUUUUCCAUAGACGGCGUAAUCAGCAGGGUGGCUUACCUAAUGCAUGGCCCUUUUGUCAAAGUGUCAGACUGCAGGUUCGUUGACAACAGCAAAAACGGCGUUAAACUGGCGGUUACGCUGAAUGACACAGAGACUACCGUGUCCAUAGCAACAAACUACAAAGAUAUCGGCGCCAGACACAGUUACUUAGGCUUUGCAGGGUUUGCAAAAGCAGAGAAUAAACACAAAAUCGUUCAUUUCGGUCAGGGAGUUCAGGUUUUACCCAGCCAAGUGAAAAAAGACUCGACGUUUAACUUCGGUUUCAUGACCAACGUCGUUGCAGUGUGGAUCCUCUGUUUCGCCAUCGCGGUUUUGACCGUAAAGAGAAAGUUUAACGUUUCCUCCCGUAAACUUAUCCGCUGCACGGUUGUUUCGGUGCUGCUUUUCUGGGUGUUGGGCCUCUUGGUGUCGUCUCAUCGUUGUCAGGAGGUGCUGUGCAGCAUCAUGUGGAGGGAUCUCCGUGUCUCUGAGGAAGCAGUCACUCGAUCCACCUUCCCUCUCGAUCGCACCCCAGACCCCCUUCCGUUCAUAAUCGUCACCUCUCUUCCCGGCUCCGGAGCCGAGAUCCUUCAACCCCUUUUCGACAACAGUUCGGACUUUGUGUACCUCAGCAUUCCCUCCACGUACCUCCGUAUUCCCGAGACCAACUUUGCUCCUGACUCGUUCGCGGACGCUUGCGAGUGGUCCAGGGCGGACGCCCGGAACGGAAAGUUUCGAGCCGUUCAAGGAUGGUUGCAUUCGAUGGUGCAUAGCAUCAGACUGCACCUGCAGAACAUUCAGCUCUACAAGAGCAGUAUCGAGGCGGGGAAUAAGGGCGGCGCUCGGGGAACGAGGAAGAGGCGGAAGCUCCUGAUGGCGACGGGCGAGAUCGGAGACGGGAGGUCUACGUCGAGAGAGGUGGCGUACAUCAAGGAGUUGAGGCAGCACUUGUCGAACUUCCCGAACGCCUGCCCUGUGCUGAACCUUCGGAGCGGGAGCUGGUCCUUAAAACUCCCGUUCGUUCAAGAAGUCAUCGGACGCUCGUUGCGUUCGGUUCAAGUAGUGCGCGACCCACGGGCGUGGAUCUAUCUGAUGCUCUACAACAGCAAGCCAAGCCUUUACGCUAGCAAAAACAUUAGAAAACACUUGCUGCACAUCCUGGACCAGGCUAGCGAUAAGACAGGACAGACCUGCACGCAGUUUGACUCAGCGUUUCAGCCUUUACGAGAGAUCCUUGCUCAGCCAGAUGCUAACCCAGUGCUCUUGCUAGCUCACCUCUGGCUUGCUCAUACUUCAGCCAGCCUCCGAGCGAGUGCGGACUUGCCUUCACGCACCUUCCUUCAGGUGAAAUUUGAGGAUAUUGUGAACUUUCCUGACGAUAUUGCAGAAAAGAUCCAUAGGUUUAUCGGCGUGCCUGUCUCUCCGGCCGCCGUAAACCAGCUCGCGUUCGCUACAUCCACAAAUCUGUAUCAUCUAGUCUACGAAGGGGAUAUAUCACCUGACAAAAUUAACCUGUGGAGAGAAAACAUGUCUCCUGAUCAGAUUAGACUUAUAGAACACGUGUGUGGGACUGUCAUGGACACACUCGGCUACAAAAGAUACGUGUUUGUAUGAAAUAAAUGGAAUUGCUAUUUGUAUAAAUGCAAAAAUGUUUUUUAUAAAAUGUAUGUUUAAAGAAAGAAAGAAAAGUGUUUACUCUCACUCUUUUGUGGAAUUAAGACUGAGAAAUGAUAUCUUUUCCAUUCCCUAAUAUGAAUAAGUGUAGCAAUGGAAACAUUGACCCUGGAAUAUUGGCGCCGCCAAACUUAUUACUUAUAAACUUUAUUUACAGGUCAACUGAGGACAAAACGAGUCUUAUAACAGGAAACACUGUACACGAGAGCCAGAAGAAGAAAAGAAGAAAAAAAAACCCAAGUAGAGAUGCUGUAUCACCCCAUUUAUGAGAAAUAUCUUAUUGAGUUUUCUCAGGAUAGGAAUUCAUGCAAAAUUGUUUUAAGAUUAGAUUGCUUUUACGGGACAAAGUGUUAAAACGCAGAAGGAUAUUUCCGGAGAGAGAGAGAGAGAGAGAGAGAGAGAAUAGCUGAGUUUAUAACAUAUAAAAACAAUGAUGACACAAAUGCUUCCGAGUGCUAGUUUUAAAAAAUAUAUCUCUCUCACUCUCUGUACUUAGGUUUUUCUUUCACGUAAUACUUCAGUCUUUUACUCACUAUAUUUCAAAGCAACAGUCUCUGCUUCCUUCUCACCACAUAAAAGUUCGAUUUUUAACUUCGAAACACGGACGUUUAGUAUCAGACAGCCUCGAGGAGUCGAUCUAAAUUCCUGGUGACGGCGAGAAUCGGACCUCGCGCCCAUCGCUGUGGUAAAAUAUCACCGUCAUCAUGAACGUUUGCUUGUAUCGUGACGGCUUGUCAUUCGCAUUCAACUAGUCUGCACCACCAUGCUAGCUGACGUGAGAGACGGGUCAUGAAACUGAUGUUUAACUUUAAUGUGAAUA